Messenger RNA from Sphaerodactylus townsendi, 573 nucleotides. RefSeq names its product annexin A6-like. Gene Ontology annotation, cellular component: focal adhesion; cytoplasm. Lineage: Eukaryota; Metazoa; Chordata; Lepidosauria; Squamata; Sphaerodactylidae. The record is from RefSeq and is a predicted model, not a curated record. The transcript has 4 exons. Gene Ontology annotation, biological process: growth plate cartilage chondrocyte differentiation; neural crest cell migration; plasma membrane repair. Gene Ontology annotation, molecular function: chondroitin sulfate binding; GTP binding; calcium channel activity. Bases 309 to 551 code for a protein of 80 amino acids.
CCCUGCUGGAUGACCGCUCAUACCAACUCAGUGAGUGGCAAGCAUUUUAACUGUGGCAUGGAAAUGGAGAGUGUGCAGCUGCACACACACACACACCUUACAGGGGACCUUGGUGCUAAUUAAAUAGCUCUGGACAGACAUUAGAAUUCUUUGAAGCAGAGCAUCCCACUGCCUUGUAUAGCAGUGAUUUGACAUAUGCAUCAAUCUGACCUCUUUUCUUUGCAGUGUUCGAUGAGUAUCUGAAAAUUGCAGGCAAGCCUAUUGAGUCAAGCAUCCGGGGAGAGUUGUCCGGGGACUUCGAGAAACUGAUGCUAGCAGUAGUGAAGAAUAUCAGGAGUACACCGGAGUAUUUUGCAGAUAGACUCUUCAAAGCCAUGAAGGGUUUAGGAACAAGAGACAACACAUUGAUUCGGAUUAUGGUGUCACGCAGUGAGAUUGAUAUGUUGGACAUUCGAGAGAUAUUUCGGACUAAAUAUGAGAAGUCCCUUCACCACAUGAUUGAGGUAAAUACUGAGUGGUUCAUCUUUGGGGACGCGAAAAUGCAAUGCUGAAGCUCCGUCACCAGAGGAGAUG